Messenger RNA from Puccinia triticina, 1629 nucleotides. RefSeq lists its product as uncharacterized. Bases 1 to 1629 code for a protein of 542 amino acids. NCBI's taxonomy places the organism in Eukaryota, Fungi, Basidiomycota, Pucciniomycetes, Pucciniales, Pucciniaceae. The record is from RefSeq and is a predicted model, not a curated record. The transcript is spliced from 6 exons.
AUGUCUACCACACUCAUCAAUGUCCUCAUGGCCAUCUGCCUGGCCACUUCCUUGCUUCCUGUCGAAGCAGUCCUUGUACCUCAUUCGGCGAAAUUGCAUCGUCGUCUCACCUUUGUAGCCCAAGCCCCACCGGCCAAUUGGGCCAGUGCUUCCUUGGAGGACUACCAGCAGUAUCAUUUUCGGUACCUGGCUCUCGGCUGUAACUUACGUAAAGGGCAGACUUUCUUCGAUACCUGCUGUCACCCUCGUUUGAAGACCGAAAACCUCAAAGAUAUCCCGUUGGAAUGCAACCUUGAUGCUGAGAGUAUGGUUAAGGCCCUUUAUAUCUUGAAGUCUAGCGAUGUCACUGGUAACCUCACAGCUGGACAAGAAGGCAAACCGGUAUUCAUCCCGAACGGCACCAUCCGAGCUCUCGAAUCCGCCGGGGGCUGCAAUACCUCCGAUGUGCCUACAGCUGCCCAGCUUGCCCAGUUGGCUGAAAUUUCGCGUCAAGUGUCCCUUUUGGCCAAUUCCUCACACUUCGCCAACGUGUCUCAUUCCUUAAACUACACCAUGAACAGCACCGACUUUGGCAACCUCACGUACUUUUUGAACUCCAACAUUUCUGGGAUGGCCAACAUCACCCAGUUCUUACCAGCCAACCUCACUCGAUUCUUCAAUGCUAGCAUCGCAAACAUCACUGCUUGCAAGGCUGUCAAGGUUGCCAACCAAACCGUUGUGACUGCCCCCAAGGAGCUCGAUGCUAAUGCUGCUGCUAAGGUUGAGGCCCAGCUGCCUGUUGCUCCCGUGCAAUUUGUUGAUCACUCUGUUGACAUAAAAGCCGCCGAUGCAGCUGCCGCAAAAGCCAAGUCUGACGCAGAUGCAGCUGCUGCCAAAGCCAAAUCGGAUGCCGAGUCCAAAGCUGCGGCCGACGCGAAAGCUGCUAGCGAUGCCCAAGCCGCUGCCGACGCAAAAGGAGCCGCCACCAAAGCUGCCAAAGAUGCUGCAGAUGCACAAGCCGCCACUGACCGAGCCGUUUCUGACAAAGCCGCCACCGACAAAGCCGCCACCGACAAAGCCGCUACCGACAAAGCCGCCGCUGACAAGGCCGCCGCAGACAGAGCUGCCGCCGAUCAAGCUGCUGCCGACAAAGCCGCCGCAGAUAAAGCCGCCGCCGACAAAGCUGCCGCCGACCAAGCUGCCGCCGACCAAGCGGCCGCCGACAAAGCGGCCGCGGACAAAGCUGCUUCCGAAAAGGCUCAAUCGAAGCCUGCGAAAUCCGUCCUUUCGGACGUCGGCUCUGCUGCCGGAAACGUUUUGAGCGGACUCUCUCAAGUAUUUGGAGCUGACGGUGGGGCCAAGGCCACCUUCUUUUACCAAGAAGGAGGAAUCGGCGCUUGCGGCACUGCCAACUCUGACAGCACCCCCUUGGUCGCUUUACCUCCAGGUUUAUACGCCAACGGUGCCCACUGUGGAAAAGACGUGAUGAUCAUGAACACUGCCAACGGGAAGUCAGUUACCGCCAAGGUUCAAGACAUGUGCCCCGGUUGUCCCUCACCCACUUCACUCGAUAUGUCCACUGGAGCUUACAAUGCCAUCGGCGCGCAAGAAACCGGCGUAUUACCAAUUCAAUGGGGUUUCAUCAUCUAA